Messenger RNA from Odocoileus virginianus texanus, 3080 nucleotides. The record is from RefSeq and is a predicted model, not a curated record. Lineage: Eukaryota; Metazoa; Chordata; Mammalia; Artiodactyla; Cervidae.
UAUUUAAAAACUCAUCUGAAAAUUAUCAGCUAUCAAAUCUAAUUUUUUUUUUUUUUCCAGGAAAUGUGUUUUUUCCAGGUAGCUCUUGGAGUAGUAAAAUGACCUUUCACAACCAUGUUUCUAAGUGGCUGGUGUUUUUUCCUAGUGUAGGAAAAAUGAUGAUGGGGACACAACUGUUGUUGUUGAAAAGGACCAUUUUAUGGAUGAUUUCUUCCAUCAGGUCGAGGAGAUCAGAAACAGUAUAGCGAAAAUAGCUCAGUAUGUCGAAGAAGUGAAGAAAAACCACAGCAUCAUUCUUUCUGCACCAAACCCAGAAGGAAAAAUAAAGGAAGAGCUUGAAGAUCUGAACAAAGAAAUCAAGAAAACUGCCAAUAAAAUUCGGACUAAGUUGAAGUCUAUUGAACAGAGUUUUGAUCAGGAUGAGGGUGGAAACCGAACUUCUGUGGAGCUUCGUAUCCGAAGAACCCAGCAUUCAGUGCUAUCUCGAAAGUUUGUGGAAGUCAUGACAGAAUAUAACGAAGCACAGACUCUAUUUCGGGAGCGAAGCAAAGGCCGUAUACAGCGUCAGCUAGAAAUAACUGGAAAAACUACCACCGAUGAUGAGCUGGAAGAGAUGCUGGAAAGUGGGAAUCCCUCCAUCUUCACAUCAGAUAUUAUAUCAGAUUCACAAAUUACUAGACAGGCUCUCAAUGAAAUCGAGUCCCGUCAUAAAGACAUCAUGAAGCUGGAGACGAGCAUCCGUGAGCUACAUGAGAUGUUCAUGGACAUGGCCAUGUUCGUCGAGACUCAGGGUGAAAUGAUCAACAACAUAGAAAAAAAUGUUAUGAAUGCCGCAGACUAUGUAGAACAUGCUAAAGAAGAAACGAAGAAAGCUAUUAAAUAUCAAAGCAAAGCAAGAAGGAAAAUGAUGUUCAUUAUUAUCUGUGUAGUUAUUUUGCUUGUGAUCCUUGGAAUUAUCCUAGCAGCAACAUUGUCAUAGCAACUGUAUCCCAAGAGCCAUUUGUCCUUGGAGUCAGACCACAUCUGCAGCAAAUCAGCAUCCUCCCAUUUCAUGAAUGAGUCCUAGACAUUGUGACAUGUGGCAUUGAGUGCUGAUAUUUUAUUAGUGAAUUCAAGGAGAGAACACAACAGAAUGUAUUGUUCGGUGGAAAAAACAGAAUGGAUGUGAUGCAUUAACCCAGACAUCCUUGGACUAAAUAACACAGCACAAACAUUUAACAAUGUGAGACUUGUUUCAAUGGCCUUAAAAUAAGGAAUUAUUGAAAUUUUCAAUUUUUUUAUAUUUCAGUGUUAAAAAUAUGUAUGUGAAGUACAAUUAGGAAUAUCUUAUGUUAUGAAGCUGUUAGAUUUCAGGUCUAAGACUUUCUUCCCUCUCCCAGCUAACAUGCUCAUUAUGAGACGUUUUUGUACUAUGUUUCACUCAUGUUUGUUUAUGUUUGCAAAAAUUAUUUUUAUUAUCACAGAGCUGUUUUGUAAGAUAUCUAUAAGUUUAAAUGUUUAUAAAUUAAUUGUUUAAUAUAUUAACAUCUUCAUUUACUCUAAUUUUAUAUCUUAACUAUUGCCUUUUAAAAGAAAUAGGAAAAAAACUUCAUGAUAUUAGAGCCAUCUUUGCACAGUUGUUUACAGAGUUUGCCAUCGGCAUAGAAAACAUUGGUUGCAAAGUACCCCAAAAAGUCUUUCUAGUUCCUUCUGUUGAAAUUGAUUCAUAAGGUUCAAAUCUGCCCAGUACCCUCCAGGAAAAGCUUGAUAUCGUACUCAGCUUCCUUUCUACCUGUUCGAUUACCCGAGAUAAUAAAUUAGUUACUGCACUGUAAAGACAAUGGUCUCUGCUUUCAUUCAUUACAAAAUAAGGUUUGUGUUUCCCUGUUCACACUAAUAAAGUCUGAAUUUAAGAUGGUGAUAAAAUCAAAUUUUAAACUAAAGGGGAUUAUUCCCAGACAUUAAGUCACUCUUUUAAACUGUUGUGCAGAUCACCUGAAUGUUCUUGUUACGUACCUACUAUUCUGCUGAACUUUAAAAGUUAAUUCUCAAAGUUUACAGGAAUCCGUAAUUAACAUUUGUAUUACUUCUUAAUUUUUUAAAAUUAUAAUAUGCUUUAUAUUUAGACUGUAAAAUGUACAAAAUCUUAUUAGCUAAUGGGCAUCUAUAUGAUAGCAAGUAGUCAAAACUUUAAAUGAAUAUGUGAAGGAUAUUCAAAAUAUAGUUAUCUCUUGUUACUUCUGUAUGUGAUUGUGUAAGCUCAUGACUGUAACUUGACAUUGUCUGGCUUGAAAACUAAUACAUAGACAUGCCUGAUUGCAAGCUGUAAGUGUGAAUUACAGAACCAUUUAGAAGCCGCGCUCCCUCUUGAAUACAUUUAUGAAUUCCAUGCGUUCAUACUUUAUACAUCUGACUGCUUAGCUCAGAGUCAAGUCCGUAUGUGUGCAUUUUAUUUUCUUGCUGGUCAUCACUGUGUAGUCAGGAUUCCUAUAGGAAUCUUCUGGCUCCAACAUAUAUGUUUCUUAAACAUAUAUGGGACGGACUCCCUGGUUGGUGCUUAUGUUGAUGGUAUGACUUGUCCUGAGGGAUUGAAUUAUCCAGAGAUCAUGCUUGUGUCAGUGUAACUUUUUUACAUCUGUCAACCAUAUGAUUAUGUGCACAUGUGGAGACACUUCAUGCUCCCCACGUGUCCCACUGUCGCUUCAAGUGAAGUCUUUCUAGCCCCCACUCCUCAUAGCAAUUCUUACUGUAUCUUUUCAAGACAUUCUUCCUGGAUUUGAAACACUUACUGAAUCUGUGUUUUAUAGUUGAAGUUAAAGAACUGCUUUUUGAUUUCUCCUUAAGAUGUGUAAGUCAUUUACCAGGUAACCCCUUUUGUAUAUCUAAGCCUCAUGUACUUAUUUGACAUUGGAUUUUUAAAAAUACAUAUACAGGUUCACUUGUUACUUUUUAAAUCAUUUCUUGAAAUUUCAUGUUUACAUUAAAACAAAAAACUCAAAGGAACCCCAAAAAGAAAUAUUUUGCUUUCUGCCUUGUUCAUUUCUAGAAAGAUUUGGGGGGAGAUAUUUUAUUGCAUAUCCAUAAAUAAAUUGUUACAAGAA